Molecule: messenger RNA, 4042 nt
Organism: Lineus longissimus
Lineage: Eukaryota; Metazoa; Nemertea; Pilidiophora; Heteronemertea; Lineidae
Exons: 18
Coding region: 158-2596 (812 amino acids)
Molecular function (GO): protein binding
Source: RefSeq, a predicted model, not a curated record
CCUGUCAACUUCCUGUCAAUUUCUGCAGUUUUUGGGCACCAAAAAACCUAUGUUUGCGCCUAAACGCGCGAUGGAAUGGAAUGCAAAAUAAGCUGAUCUGCGAAACAAGUUGUCAUUUUGUGUUUCUAAAGUUUGGUAUUGACAAGGAAAUUUCAAAAUGGCGAUGGUAAAGCAUUUUGUUGUGAGGGAAACGCACACUCGGGGAAUCACAGCGCUUGGCUACAAUCCAAUCAAAAGAGAAAUUCUGAUAGGUUUUGAAGACGGCGCUAUCAAAACUCAAGAAUGCGACGGUGGGAAACUGGAGCGACUGCCUCACGAACACAGAGGCUGGAUAACCGACUUUUUGUUUUGGUCGGAUACAAAAAUCUUUCUCUCUGCAGCAAAUGAUGGGAUAAUUGUAGCAUGGAAUUCGGCAGGCAACACAGUUUUGGAUAGAAUACAUGUCAAGCAGCCUGUCUACUGCAUGGCAAUCAACCCAAGAAGGCAGCAACUGGUCUGUGGUGUGAAUGGAGGCAUCAUGGUAUUUGACUUGGAUGCUGAAAGAGACUGUGGCCAUGUUGUCGACUUACAAAAAGUCUAUGUCGCUAAAGAACACACAGAUAUCGUCAGGUGUCUAGUCUGCCACGAGUCGCGGGUUAUCUCAGGCGGCUAUGACCAAAAACUUAUCAUCUAUGAUUCCUCGUACACUGGUGACCGGAGUAUCAACCCGUUAUACGUCAACCACCAAGCCCAUGAUGCUGGUAUAUCUUGCCUCAUUCUUGCCAAAGACAAUGAAAAUAACACGUGGGUAGUCACAGGUUCCUUUGACAAGUGCGUAAAGAUUUGGUCGAUGGAUGGCAAACUCGUGCACCGUUUAGAGGGAUUCCUGACGACAGUCACCGGCGUCUGCUUCGUCCCAAGGAAUAAGACUAUCUGGGCUGUCGGUGGGACGUCGUAUGCACAACUAUUUGAUCCAAAGUCGGGCGACAAUGUCUCUGAUUUCAUUGGGACAUUCCAAAUUCAAGAAGAAGAGAAAUAUCAUCUUCAGGUGCUCAAAUAUCUGCCAGAGGUGAACCUGGUGGUCGGGUCUACGAGCAGACGUCAUCUCCUUGUUUGGAAAUACCAGUCGUCUGGCUGCGGUACUGCUCUCAAGUGCCGAUCAAACAUUGAAAGUCUCUGCUAUACGACGAAAGUUCCCCUGCUGAUCUUCAGCGGCGACCAUGAUGGCGUGAUCACCAAGUGGGAGAGAAUGCAGUCGAAUCAUUUCAUGUACAGUAAAGAAACAUUGGUGUACCACGACACCAAAAAGAAGAAAAAGUCAGUCGACCAGGGAGAUGGUGCAAAUGUGAGUGGGCAAAGCGAGGAGCAGGAGACCCACUAUAGUCUGGCUUCGACGAAAUCUCCUACUAGUCAUUAUGCCUUCAAUAAACCUUCUAUACCUCCGCAGUACGGAAGAAAAGAGGUGUCUACCCACAAUCACCCAAAUACCACCAUCUUGAAGAUCAAGUUCGUCGAAGAUUUGGAUUACAUCCUGGCGGCCUCAGAGGAUGGAAAUAUAUAUGUUUGGGGUUUUGACGAAACGGCUGUGCAGGUCCUGAAGAACAUGCGGCCGGCAGGAACAGAGCAGCUCAUACAGAAAUAUUCCAUCCUUCUUGACCACGAUUCGGAGCUACUGCCCCGCAAUCUAAAACAUGGCGACGAAGACUCCGUCACUAAUCGCGUCGCUGGCUUCAUCUGUAAACACGUCCUCAACGAACACGUGAACUGCGUCACGUGUCUGGAGGUCAUAGGUCGCGAACACGGCUAUGACAGGACAUACGUCCUCUCGGCGGGCUGGGACCGAAGAAUAUGCAUUUGGGAUUUAGAGAAAGGAAAACUCCAUGACAUAUUCCGAAACUCUUCCAACUCCACGCACUUGGAACACCGCGAGCUCGCCAGUGACGGCGUCAUUGUUGACAUGGCAUUUAACCCAGACAGGAAAGAGUUUGCGUAUUCCUCCAGUGAUAAGAUGGUGUACAUCAGGAAGUUCUCCCUGCGAGGUCCGGACAUGGUGAUGAUUAACACGCUCCAGGGACACGAGGGGGAGAUCACGUGCGUGCGGUGGAACAGGGUCAAGGGGAAAUGGGUGACUGGUUCAGAGGAUGGCACAAUCAGAAUUUGGGCCGGCAGUGGAAUGAACGAGUGUGAGCAGAUCCUUGCCACCCAGGGCCAGGUCUGCUCGAUGUGUAUUGACCUCAUCAAUGGCAGCAUUGUGGCAGGAGUCCAGGAGGUCAUCAGGGUGUACGACCCGGAGCAAUUCCGCCUCGUUCAGACAAACGUGGGCCACACGGAUGCCGUCCGCAGCAUUAUACACAUCCCGGAACGAAACCAGUACGUCUCGGCAUCUUGGGACCAGACGAUUCGAAUCUGGAAUGCCUGGCAAAUGCCGCGGAAGAAAAAACUAGCAAAUGAAGAAAAACCCAAGCAAAUGAAACGGACGUCAAUAUCAAGCGAGGUCGCAACAGACAGUCAAACGAAAUUGGAAUCGGACGCAAAUGAAACGGAAAAAGUUCUCGGGGACGGGGUUGAUACAGUUCCGGAAGAGCCAGAGGGGGUGGCGCUGGCUGAGGAAGAAUAAGCACCACCUUUGGGGCUCUUGUGGAACUGAUUAUAUCAAUAAAGUGUGCUUGUUUCUGAAUCUGAUGAGGCUGGUGUUUUGCUAUGAUUCCUCUUUGCAAAAUUAUGAUUGUAAUAUAGCAUAAUUUCCUGCGUUUAACUGUCUUGUUUACUUCUAGAUUUCGUUAUUUUGGAUGGUAAACUGUUCUUAUUGUAGAUGUUUACAUGGUUUAUUUUGUAAAAUUGCUGCUUUUGAAACUGUUUACUAGAUUUCUAUAUUUGGUAAGUUUAUAGUCGUACAUCCACCUAUCAAAUCCCCGUGUCUUUUGCGCUUACACCUAUGAAUUGCCGUGUCUAAAUAGACCCGUGUGUCAAAUCCCUGUGUCUAUUAGCCCCAUCGAGCUCGAUGGGGCUAAUCGGGGGCUAAUUUAGACCCGUGUUCAACACGGGUUUUUUGAUAGGUGGAAUCUGAAUAGCCCCGGCAAUUGCAAGUUCUAAGAUCCGGCGACAGAUGGCGUGGUGUAGUUGCCUCGGUAUUGCGCAUGCGAAAUCCCCCUCCGACGGGAAAGAAACACAGGAGAGCUCCCUACCUACAGCGCACCUGUCGCCGGGGCUAUUUACCAUUAUCUUACACCACUGAUAGGUGUAAGUGCGCCCCGGGUUUUUUGACACACGGCCAAGACACGGGUCUUGAAAAAACACGGGGGUUUUAUGAGGGUGGAACUACGACUACUGUCAGUUAUUGCUCAGGUUAAACUUUGGCUGACAAGGCCUAUAUCUCCGUCCAUAAAGCGACAAAAUGGUCAGCUUUGAUAAAUUGAGAAUUGAGAUUAUCCUGUAUAUCUUUACUUAACCCUUUUGCUGCGGGUUACGUGCAUAGCACAUCAUGUAGACAGCCCUAUGACUGCACGUCAUGCCCUACAAACAUGUUGAUUCAUCAGCAUUUGGUUUCACGAUAACAUACAUGUACUUCUGGUAUCAUCUUCACUUUUCUCGUAGACUUGUUGUUUUUGGGGGGAAAUCACUUGUUAUUUUUCUGCACAAUCUGCCUUCUAGUAUAUGAAGCUGAGAUAAAUCAACAAUUUGGUGCAAAAUACUGAAAAAAAAAAAAAAAAGUCAGCAGCUCAGAAACUGAGAAAGAAAGCACUGUUAAUCCAUUUAUUUUCUCAAGCCUAAUAGUUUUCUGAUGUAAUGAUAUAGUCAUUGGAAUACUUAUCCAUUUGCGGAAUUAAAUAGAAGCGAUACAUGUAAAGGAUACUUUCACUAAAAUUCAGGGCUGGAAAAAUAAAGGGGUUAACAGUACAGUCUAGGUUUUCCAAACCAACUCUCAGGCAAAAUAAUGCACAAAUAAAACAAAUGAGUGAAAGUUGUAAAGAGAGAAAUGUUUAUAAUAGAUAAUUGUUUCAUUUUUGUAAAUAUCAUGGUAAUAUGUACAGAUGUUUUAUUUAUUUCGUAAUAAAUAGGGGUA